Messenger RNA from Ostreococcus tauri, 2058 nucleotides. Its product is annotated as Phox homologous domain. Gene Ontology annotation, molecular function: actin binding; phosphatidylinositol binding. The record is from RefSeq and is a predicted model, not a curated record. Lineage: Eukaryota; Viridiplantae; Chlorophyta; Mamiellophyceae; Mamiellales; Bathycoccaceae. Gene Ontology annotation, cellular component: endosome. The coding region runs from base 1 to 2058 and encodes 685 amino acids. The transcript has a single exon.
AUGCCUCCGAGCGUCGCGUCCACGCGCGCGUCGUCUCGGAGGGACAAGCACCGCCCCGGGUCAGUCAAGGUGCACGUGUGCGAUCCAUCGCGCGCGAACGACAGCCCGCACGGCCCGAGCGUCGCGUUCAGCGUUCGAACGCGCGCGCUGGCGAGAGAGUACGUGUUACAGUGUCGAAGCGAGUUGCGCGACGGAUGCGCGACGUUCGAAGUCAAACGGCGGUACGGCGACUUUGUGACGUUGCGGAAGCGUCUGAGGGAGUCGCAUCCGGGGGUGGUGGUGCCACCGUUGGCGAAAGCACCGGAACUCGAGGGCGAAGGAGCCAGAACGUUGGACUUGGCGGGAGAGACGUGCGAGCGAAGACGGAAGCACUGCGCGUCGUUCUUGACACGGUGCGGGGACCAUCCGAUAUUGUAUAACUCUACGGCGUUGUUGUUGUUCCUGACGGAAGGGGACAGGGGGGCGUUCGACGACGCGAUGUCGAAACGGAUGUUGGGGGCGAACGCGUCGCCGAACUCAGUCGAGGCGUCUUGGUUCGGGAAAAUGUUCGGGAGCACGCGGACGAUCGCGAGCGUGAUGAAGGACGAGGAUCCGCAGUACUUACAGGUGGUAGAGUACACUAGGAAGAUUGAGGAGCAGAUAUUAGGAUUUCGCGCGAGCGCCAGGGAGUAUAUGAAACAGUUAGAACAGCGCGUCAACGCUACUCGGCUGUUAGAGCUAGGAAGGAGCGCGAGAGCGAUGGGAGAGUGUGAGUCGGGAUGGGGUCGACCUUUAGCGCGGCGAAGCAAGUGCACAUCGCUCGGCACAGUGCUAGGUGCGUUCGCCGAUUGCACCGACGCGCUGACUGGAACGGAGGCGCACGAGCUGCAAGUCGUCGAUCACAUGAAGGAACUCAAACGUCAGUUAAAAGACACAUUGCGCGUGCUCGACGCCGUUCGCGAGACGUUCGAAGAUCGUGCGGAGGCUUUGCUACACUACGAAAUCAUGAGCGAUCGAUAUGACGAAGUGGUUCGUCAGAAAGGGAGAGCUUUGGCGACUGUCGAUCCGGACUGUCUUGCCUCAGAGACGUUGAUGAGGGAAGCGAAGGAGCGCUACGACGUCAUCGUUGAGCGUAUGCGCGAGGAACUCCCGAGGUUCCACCGUCUGACUGGAGGUGCGAUGACAAGCGGUCUGCGUGCGUUUGCGAGGGCGAACGCUGACUUGGCGAGAACGGAGGCAGAGAUGUGGGAAAUGCUCCUGCGUGACGAGGACGGUUCGUCCGAUGCUAGACCGCUCCAUGGCAUUAACGGAGAUCAAGACGCGCUUUGGCAAGCCGCUGAUCUCGCGGCGGAGACGCCUUCAAGGCCGCUUACGACGAAAGAGCGCGAGCGUCUUGAGCGCGAGGAGCGUCGGGCAGAUCGCGCGAGACGACGGGCCGAAAAGGCAGAGCGAGCCAUUUACAAGGAGUGGAAGGCAACGGUACGACAAGCUUUGGCGGAAGGACGGCCAGUGCCACCACGUCCCGGGAGUUCGGCGCCGAUGGCGAUGCCACCAGUAACGUUGGCAUCGGCUCGUGCGGCGAGCACUACUCCACCACCACCGCCACCGCCACCGCCACCACCACCGCCACCACCACCGCCGCCACCACCGCCACCACCAACAACAACCGGAGGUGUUCGUUCACCGCCCUCCCAUCCGCCUCCGCCGCCCAGUGACGAUCCAAGGUCCAUGCUCAUGGCUUCUAUUCAAGCCGGUGUAUCGCUGCGCAAAACGAAAGCUAAAGCGUCGUUCUCUUCGGCCCCGUCAUCCGUCGUUUCCGAUUCGGAACCGUCUCUGCCGCCCUCUCCCUCGCCCCCGCCGCCACCAUCUCCGCCGCCACCACCGCCACCACCGCCGCGAUCGCCGUCGCCCGCGAUCGGCAAGCCUCCGCUUGCGCCGCCGACGCGAUCGAUGUCGCCGCCAAGAAAAACGCCGCCGCCGCCGCCAAACAAAGGUCUCGGCGCUCUCAACGCCGCGCUCGCCGAGCAACUAGACCUAUCCAACGCCCGAGAAGACUCCGACUCCGAAUGGAGCGAUUAG